Molecule: messenger RNA, 3382 nt
Organism: Ruditapes philippinarum (Manila clam)
Lineage: Eukaryota; Metazoa; Mollusca; Bivalvia; Venerida; Veneridae
Product: spindle assembly abnormal protein 6 homolog
Exons: 17
Coding region: 302-2344 (680 amino acids)
Biological process (GO): centriole replication
Cellular component (GO): centriole; centrosome
Source: RefSeq, a predicted model, not a curated record
AAAAUAAUUCUGAAGCGGGACAAUUCGAAAGUUAUUCCUGUCCGAACUUGACAAAAAUCGAAUUGUGUAUUGGCUGAAAGUGUAAAUACACAAAAGAAUUCCAUAUGUGACAUUUUUGUUGACAUGGUUCAGAUGGCGAUAAAUCUGUAGAUUGAAUAGAUUUUCUUUUCUGUUACAGAUACUGUAAAGAAUUAUUUUUGUCAAGUGUUAAUAUUUUAUUUAAUGAUUUAGUGAUUUACUUAAUCAGUGUUAAUUAUCAAACAGUUUUAGAUUAAAGGGGAAGGUUAUUUGUUUUUCAAUCAUGACUGAUGAACUAUAUGCGAAGAGAAUACCUGUGGUGUUCAAGUCGUCUGACCGUGAAGAUAGAAGGGCCUCUGUAUCUAUUAAGAUGGAGUUGGCAACAGUGACUACACCAACAACAAGGAAGGAGCUGGUUGUGAGAUUGACAGAUGAGAAAGACCUGUUUUUUCUAUAUACCUUGAGGUUAGGUGAAGAGGAUUUUCAGAGUUUGAAGAUGCAGCAAGGCUUGUUGGUAGAUUUUGGAGCUUUUCCACAGAAGUUUAUAGAUUUACUGGAGAUGUGCUUGAAGGAAGAACACAAAGAUAUUCCAAAGUUUGUUCUUCAUAUAAUAAGCCAGGGAAAUUAUAAUGGUGACAGAUCUACAGCCACUUUGAAUAUAGUGGAAACAAACCCGUUCAAACAUUUAAACCACCUCUCUUUAAAGUUUGUACCCGGCUCAGAUGCCGAUGUGAAAAAAUACCUUGCAGACUGCUUAAAACAGUUUAAGGAAACAAACAGUUUACUCCAGCAGAGGUUAGAGCACACAGAUGCAGAUUUAAAUCACAGAUUGAAAAAUACACAAGAGUUACUGAAUUCCAAAACAAUAGAAUUGGACAACUUGAAGGCAGAGUGGACAGCUAAACUAAAUGACCAGAUAGCUAAGCAUAAACAAGAAAUAGCUAUAGAAAAAGAACGUGCAUAUCAGCUUCAGUCAGGUAGUCAGCAGAGACAGGAACAAGAGAGAAGAGAGAUGGAACAAUCUCACAAUAAAAUGGUUCAACAAUUAGAGAGUAGAUUAUAUGAUGUAGAAACUGUUAAUAAGGAUCUUACAGAGAGAAGAUAUAAAAAUGAGGCAACUAUACGAGACCUGAAAUCAAAACUCUCCACCAUAGAGGAAGAAAACACACAUCUAAAACAAGAUGUUCAAAGUCUUCGGAAACAGAAUUCUUCAUUAGAUGCUGAUUUCCACGAGCAAGAGAAGGUAAUUAAUCAACUUAGAAUGAGAGUUGCUGUUCUUGAACAAGAAAUCAAAGACAAGGAACAAGUUCUAACAAAAUCAUCUGACUUAUUAGGUGCAGAACAAGAUAAAAAGAGACGAUAUGAAGAUGACAUCGAUUCACAGAAGAAAGAGAUCCAUAAACUCAAUAAUAAAAUGAAGGCUAUGUCUGAAGAGCUGAUGAAAGGAAAUGAAAUUAUUAAAAAGCUGCAAAGUGAAAUUAAAAAUUACCAUGGAAAAAUUAAGUUAAGAACGCAGAUUGCAACAGAACAAGAAAAACUUCUAAACGAAAAAGAGAACGAGCUUGAAAAAAUACGACAUGAGCUUGUAGCCUCUAAAGAUGAUCUCAGUCAAAAAACAGAACAGAAUAAAACUUUGAAAGAGAACUAUGAAACCACUGUACAGAAACUAGAAGAAUGCCGGGAACUACUGAAGACAAAUGAAAAUGUGAUUCAAUGGUUAAACAAACAGAUCAACGAGACACAGUUACAGCAUCAGAGAGUGGGAACAUUUGAGAUGCCAGGCUCAAUGGGUAGCUUCAGACCGUCAGGGAAUGCUCUUCACAACUACAGUACAUCUAGUUAUGGUUCAACCCAAAUGUCCAGUCACACACAACCAGGGGGUGACAGAGGGAUUGGUGUUGGUGUGCCCCGCCCAUAUCCAAACCAGCAUAAAGCUCCACAGGUUCAGUAUAAUCCUGGCCAUCCUAAACGGAGUGGUCUGCCCAUGCCAACCUCAUUACGGAAUGGAGCCCCGCCUAUACCAGAAGAGAUCCGACCAACCAGUAGUCGACACAGUUCACCGGGAUCCAAUCAUUCAAAUCAUUCGGCUGGAGAUAAAGAAAAUGAUCCACCUCUAGAUCCAAAAUAUUUGACAAAACGGGAAGAUGCAAUACCAUUAAGGGGCGUGUCAUCGACAAGAAGUGCCUCCCCUCCUGUAAUACACUCGGGGCUAGGUACGCACAUAAACUCUCGACUCAGCCAGCAACAAGUGGUCGUACCAAAAGCAAUGCAUUCUCAGCCGCCACCACUUGCCUCCGCAUAUUUUCCUGGACAGAAAGGAUCCUGAUGGGCUUACAAAAUGAUUUAGCAAAAAAGUCUGUUUUAUUUUAUACAAUUCAAGGCAAUACCUGAUGAUGGAAGUUGCACCGUGUCAGUCUCAUGAUAAAGUUAGGUGAGGCAGCAUGUCAUGUCGAGUUAAAGCUUAAAGGUUCAGUACUCAGCAACUUUGUUAGAUAUAGAGUUAUUGUUUCUGCUGAUGUCAGCAUUAUUUAUAAGAGAAACUUGCUUGAACGAUAUUUUUGUGCUGUGAAAGUGUCAAAAACAUAAGCAAUAUUGUUAAUGAUUUGUUGACUGAGUAAUUGACAAUGUGCCGUCCUAUUUAAGUGCAGUAUACAGGUGUUCUGACAUUUUAAAUUUUUUUAUCAAAAUUAGUUGCAAUCUCCUUAUAUAUUAGUUAUUAUUCUAUUUGAAUUUUCAUCUAAUUGUUUAUAUGAGACACAGGUUAAAACAGCAGUGUCUCCUUUCUUCUGUAAGGUUUUAUAGACAAAGUUUUUCAAUCCAGCUUAAUCUUGAUGUGAUGGUAAUGUAAUCUUAAAAAGAAAUAGAGCACAACACACAUCUUCUCCCCCACUACCUAGCACAAACACCAUGAUAAGUACCUUAAGUAGAUCGACACCACAAAGAUUGCUGAAGGUCUGUGGUUCUACCCAGAUAUGCAAUGAAGAAGAAGAACUUUUAUUUGUAGAAAAAAUUCGGAAAAUCACUUAUAUUCUUUGCAGUGUGCACUUCAUAAUUUCCUAAAGAGAAACCUAACUUACUUGAUCUUCCUCAGGGAAAUGGCUGUUACAGUGUUUGAUACUGUUGUGUGUGACUUAACAAAAUUAUAAAUAUCAAAUAUUGCACGUAAUCAGGUCAGCAGUUCUAGCUAUGUCUCAAUUUUACUACAGUUUUACUACAGAGAUAACAAUUAUUAGAUGCAUUUGCGAAUUUACGUGCCACUUAACUCAUUUUUUAUUUAUUUAGACAUAAUUAUGACCAAUUUAACAUUGUCUAUUUCAGAGACUAUUCUUGUUAAUGGCUAUUUAAACUGAAUUGUUUUAAGAGA